Molecule: messenger RNA, 5433 nt
Organism: Anguilla rostrata (American eel)
Lineage: Eukaryota; Metazoa; Chordata; Actinopteri; Anguilliformes; Anguillidae
Gene: cavin1a
Product: caveolae associated protein 1a
Exons: 2
Coding region: 320-1567 (415 amino acids)
Biological process (GO): termination of RNA polymerase I transcription; transcription initiation at RNA polymerase I promoter
Cellular component (GO): caveola; cytoplasm
Molecular function (GO): rRNA primary transcript binding
Source: RefSeq, a predicted model, not a curated record
UGACUGGACGGUUUCACGGGGAGCUGUGGCAUUUGAGUCCAGGCGUGCAGUCUAUUGCUGUCAGAGGUGUCCACUCCUGUCCGCUGGCCAGCUACCCAGGGCUGAAGAAGAAAGAGAAGGAGAGUGCAAGAGAAGGAGAGAAAGAAGAGGGGAGAAAAAUAAAGAAGGCUCGAAGGGAGAAAAGAGAGGGAAUUGGGUGAGAAGGCAGAGAAAAAGUUCUUUGAGGGAAAAAACAGAAGUUGGAUUUGGACCUCGUGUGCCCUUAAGUGCUGUCUUGUGUGAUUAUUAUUUCCCAAUUUUCAACAAGCCAUUGACAGCCAUGGAAGAUUCAAGCUUGCAGAUGGAGCCGGUGGCCUUGGCCGAGGUGUCAGACAACGAGGAGGUGGCGCUAGCACCGUCGGACGAUGAAGACGAGGCGACAGGGGCGGGAGAGGAGAAGGAGGAGAAGAGCGACGGGCAGGUGAACGGGGUGAUGGUGCUGGCCCUGCUGGACAAGAUCAUCGGCGCCGUGGACCAAAUCCGGCAGACCCAGACCGGGUUGGAGACGAGGCAGCAGGACAUGGAGCGCUCGGUGACGGGCAUCCAGAGCGAGCUGACCAAGCUCUCCAAGAGCCACACCACCACCUCCAACUCCGUCAACAAGAUGCUGGAGAAGGUGCGCAAGGUCAGCGUCAACGUCAAGACGGUCCGCACCAACUUGGAGAAGCAGGCUGGCCAGAUCAAGAAGCUGGAGAGCAACGAGAACGAGCUUCUCAAGAGGCGUAACUUCAAAGUCAUGAUAUACCAGGACGAAGUGAAGCUUCCCUCAAAGGUGUCUGUGUCCAAGUCCAUGAAGGUCUCAGAGGCUGUGGAGGGUGAGGGGGAACCGGAGCUGAAGGAGGAGGAUGAGGAGGAUACAGAGAAGGCCAACAUUAACCUCUCCUCUGAUGAGGAGGUGGACAUCGAGGAGACCAUCGAGCCAUCGAGGGCCGAGCGCAUUGAACACUUCAAACGCAGCAGCAUGCAGCGAGUGGACAACAUCAAGAAGGCCUUUUCCAAGGAGAAGAUGGAAAAGACCAAACAGAAGACCAAAGAGAACCUGGAAAAGACCCGACAAAAGACCAAGGAGAACCUAGAGAAGACGCGGCAGAAGACCAAGGAGAAUCUGGAGAAGACCAAGCUGAAGACUAAAGAGAACCUGGAGAAGACCCGGCUAAACAUUGAGAAGAAAAUGGGCAAGCUGGGCACCCGCAUGUCUGUCAACCCAGAACGCAGAGAAAAGCUCAAGUCCUCCAGGGACAAGGUGAAAAAGUCCUUCACCCCUGACCACACCGUCUACGCCCGCUCCAAGACAGCCGUCUACAAAGUGCCACCCUUCACCUUCCACGUGAAGAAGAUCCGGGAUGGGGAGGUGGAGGUGCAGGGCACAGAAAUGGUGGAGGUGGCUGGGGAGGAGGAGGUAGAGGAGGCCGGGGAGUCAGCAGAGAUGCUGACGGAGGACAGCCCAGAGAUGCAGGCCUUGCUGGAGAUGGCCGAGGACUCUGAGCUGGUGCUGGUCGAGCAGGACCACGACAGAGACAGCGACUAGUGCAGCCCGGGAGGGGUUAGAGGUGCGGGGGAGGGGGCAUGUGCAUGGGUAAGAUAGGAGGGAUGUCACGCAACAUCAUAAAUACGAACAAAGGACAGAUUCAGGUUGGGGCGAGGCUUCUUUUCACAGUCAGUAGAGUGAAAACUCUUUUUCUCCAUUUAUGUUGUAACAGUCUAUGAAUAUGAAUCCUAAGUUCAGUUCAAACUGAGUCCCACAGAGGAUCAAAGAAAAAUACACUCCCAAAUUAUUAUUCUCUCUGUUGAUUUUAUCUCUUCUUUUAAGCUUCUUUUUUCAAAGACAUUAAACACUCUUAUGGUUUAUUGCAGGGAUACUCAAAUCUGGCCCUUGAGGCCAGUAGUACCGCUCGUUUUCUUUUCUACCCAAUAGUUAAUUGAUGGCAAGAGAUUUAACUCACCUGGUGUCCCAGUUUUAGAGGGGAAGAAUGAAAACCAGCAGUACAAAUGGCCUCAAGGGCCAGAUUUGAGUAUCCCUGGUUAAUUGUUUUUAUACAUCAGUCUUUCUUUUUCCUUUUUGGGAUCAGAUUACCCCGGUUGUGAAGGUAUCAUAUUUUUUUUUUUUUUUUUUUGGCAAUUACAUAAUUAUGUGAGGGCUAUAUCUCUAAGCAUGACAUAACUUCAAAAUGCUUGAAGUAAACCUCUGACUGGGAGUCUUAAUUGCAUAUAGAAUCCCAGCCAGCUAAAUGAAAAUGAAUAAAUACGAGCAGAGAAUUUGGAACAUAUGCAGUUGGAAACAUAAAGACACAAUGGAUGAUAUAGAUGACAGAUAUAUUUUCUCUUCAUAAAAAACAAAAAGAUCCAGCAUAACUACAAAUUGAAUUUUUAAGCCAGAAUCCAAUGUGAUCCAACCUUGGUGCCACUCUGUACACACAAAAAAGCAAUUUGUGCUGGUUUUGGUUUUGUUCAGUUUCAGAGAAACUGAUUUAUAAGGGAUCACAAGAAUGACUUCACAAUCUUCGAGAUUUCAAAAGUUCAAAUGUACAUUACAUACAUAUAAGCUUCCAGAAAGAUAAUCAAUGGUCAUAUGUAUGUCUAUGCAGUGUUUCUCACUAAAAAAAUAACAACUAAACAAAUGAAUGUACACUUUUAAAAAAUGAAGGAUCAAUGACAAAGCUAAUGAACCAAUCACAGCGAUGCAUUCCCAAUGGUGUGCAUUAACUGAAUGCUGGACAUGCUAUAAAGUGUAAUCAGACUGAUACCACAACUGUUUAGAAUAAUAACCAUGAGACAUUUUGGGAAUUGAAAUCUCCUGGAAAGAUUCUUUCUUUAAUGUUAAAACAUUUGUGAGUCAUAAAUGGCAGUUUGAGAAAGAAUAUCAGUCUGAAUUUACGAAAAACACAAAGUUAUUGAGGCUGUUGUCAGUUAAUAUCUUUUUUCUUAAGACAUUGCUAAGAUUUAUUGAAAAAGACAGAAAUUAGAUUUGUGAUUUCUCACUUGUUUUGUUGUAAAUAUAUGCAUGCGUCUGCACAGUUUCAAAGCCUCAUCUGUUUCACAGUUUAGAAGAUCUGAACGUACACACACACGCUUAUACGUGCACACGCACGCAAUCCCAAACACACACACAUGCGCACACACACACAGACACACACAGUUCACAUUAUAUAUAAUGUUUCCACUUUUCUACUGCCAGAAGUGAAUUCUUCCAGAUCAGUUGGUUACUGUGUACUUUUGAUAUCUUAAGGGCAUGACAAUAGAAGGUCUCACGAAUGGUCAUCUUUAUAAAAACAGCAUGAUGGUUAUGACUCAAUACCUCUGCUUUCAGCCUUGGCUUUUCUGGUGUAAUUGCAUAUUGGAAAGACGUUUAUAAUACCGUAUGUAUAGGGCGACCGUUAAACACAUUAUUUGAUGUUCAACACACAAUGCCACAGAGAAGAAUAUAAUGAUUGUGCAGUCUAAUAUUGUGCGUUUGAGUUGCGGGAAACUGCCAAAGAUUACGUCAUGGCAUCACUCGAUAUGAAAAAGGUGUUUCUUGGCCUGUCAAACAAGGUGUGUUGGUUCGUUGAAGCAGGUUUGGGCUGUGCAGAGCAGCUCCAUUUACAUCACACAGGAGGCACGUUGGAGCUGUAUAGAAUGAAUCAUUGCAUUUAUAUAGCACUUUUCUGAACGCUCAAAGUGCUUUACAGUAAUGAGUGGGAACUCACCUCAGCCACAACCAAUGUGUAGCUCCCACCUGGGUGAUGCACAGCAGCCAUUUUGCGCCAGAACACUCACCACACAUUAGUUAAUGUGGAGAGGGAGAGAACAUUUUUGGCCAAUUAAAUCAGGGGAUGAUUAGGUGGCAAGUUUGAGAGUACCAGGUUGGGAAUUUAGCCAGGACACUGGGGAAACCCCCUACUUUUUGCGAAAAGACUCAUGGGGUCUUUAAUGACCGCAGUGCGUCAGGACCUUGGUUUAAUGUCUGAUUGGAAAGAAGGCAUCUCCAACAGCACAGUGUCCCCCAAACAAGGGCUUCCAGAAGAAGGACAGUCACAAACAAAUAGUGUGAAGCUUAUAUACAGCAUGAGGACCAUUUCACUCAGCUCACAUUUUACAGAGAGAAAGAGUGGACGAUCCAGCUCCCCUCCCAAGCUGUGGUCAGUGCCAAAGAGGAAGUUGGUCAUGCAAGUUUCACACCUUGUGGGAAAAACAACAAAUACAUGGUGAGAGGAAUGAGGGUUAUCUAAGUUUCUCCCUAACUCCCAUGUUAGCCCUAGAUAAGUUGUUGGGUAGAAAGAUACGUUUAUGGGGUGUGAUCCAGUUAAAGUGAUGUAAUAUUGUCAGCAAGGCAGAGAGACUGAAGAUCUAAAGGGAUUGCUGCAGAUUCUGGAGGAAGCAGAGAGGGCUUGUGAGGGCAGAAGUAUAUCGAUGCCUCCAAAAAGCAAAGAGGCAAAGGCUUUGCGUAUUACUGAAGUUACCGCAAAUAAAAUGCUAUCACAAUAGAACGGCAAAUCACUUUGUUGCAUUUUUUUAUCGUUUAAAUUUUUAGGCAUACACUUGUAUGUGUACUUGUGAAUCACUGCUAUAUAUAGCAAUGCAGCAUCAAUUCACUUUAAUAACAGCAAAAGCUUUUUUCACUGCUUUUACAGUAGAACAAUAGUAGCAACGUAGAGUUUUACAGUACACAAUCUGCUCAAGAUUGAUGUAAAUAUGUAAAGAUUAAUAUGUUCCUUGUCUAUCCACCAUUCAUGGAAGACCUGGCAACAUGAAACCAUAAUAUGUGACUGAAUCUUCAACCUGAAUAAACCUCCAUAUUUACAGACACAUAGAGAACACUCCAGGUAAGUGGAAAUGUAAGCUUUAUUUUAUUUUUUAGUGAACUUCCCCUUUAAAGCUUGACCAAUCCAACAAAUAUAGGGGUGCAUCUCUGAGGAUGAAAACUUUAUUGACUUUUUUUUUGAGCCUGGUUGUAUUAUCUCAAAAAACAACCAUCUUUGUUAUAAUAGCCUUAUUUGAGUUAAUAUUGACAUAGUAACUGCACAUAAUCUGGUUUAUGAUGCCUCCCUUCAGCUGUACAUGGUAAGAGAAGGGUUCUUGCUGUGAUUGGGACAUAGCUCAUUCCCUUUGUCCUGUCUGUUCAAUGCUGUUGAUUUCACAACAGUGGGCUAUUCCAUUUUUGUUUGUGCACAUUUCUUUAUAUAAACUAUCUGCAGCCACAACAAACAAAAAGGAAAUGUCAUAUAUUUGUGAUUCAUAGAGCCCUUUGGGGAAAUACAGAGGGUGUACAAAAUCCAUCCACACUGACCACAUAUUUUAAGUGUUAUGUGCUUAUACUGUAUGUAAUGUAGCCCAAACAAUGCCAUUUGCUUUCUGUAUCAUAUAAUGCCACAUUGCCUAACCACUAAUAUCUCAAUAAAAGCAACCUGAUUCACA